AUGACCAGGCUGCGGGCAGGCUCUGGGAGCCCUCCAGAUUCAGGACGACCCACCGUCGGGGAUAGGGGACUCUAUCAUCCGUCGAAGCUCCCCAGUGGCGCCCCGGAGGUGCUCAUCAAGAAUACCAUCGCUGUGACGGAUCCUGCGAGGGUCCUGGCAUGGAAUAAGGACCAGCGCCAGAGAGAUUUUAACCUUCUUGUCAAAAAAUAUAAAAACCAGCUUCUGUACGGUUGCCAGGACCCGUUUUGCACAACUCCUACAUGCUUUAGUUAUCGCAGGAGAGUUGCCGAUGCCCCUCUCCGCCGCUUUACCGAACUCAGCGCCCGAACAGUUGCUUGCUACCUAGCUAGCCAGGAUAACCCGGAGAGAGGUUUGUGCCGCAAUACCCCGGCCCCCAGUCCAGGUUUUCCCUCAGCAGAAGGAUCACGGCAGCAAAGGAGACGAUCGCAUGAAUUACCUCAACAGAAUGUUAAAUUCGCUUCCCAGUCUCAAAGUCACAACGAGUCGGAAGGCAACUGUGGUGAGGGGAAGCCAGCAAGUGAUAUGGUAAAUGCGGUAAACCAGACUCAAGAACUGGGCGAGUCACGGAAUGGGAAUGAUGGGAAAACUUGCAACUCCGCGGAAGCGAACGAAAAACUUGGUCCAAAGCCCGCAGAGGAUAAAGAUCGGCCGAGAUUAAAAGAUCCAAAGUCGUUUACUCAAAAUCUAUUCGAUACCCUUUCUUUGCGGAUGGUUGAAUGGCUACCGUUACGCAAGUCUCUGGAGGGAUUUGAUACCACCCCAUCUGGCCCUGACGAUGGCGGCACUUCUACAUCUAAGACCCCAGAAACUGAGGCUCCAGCAAGAGAUCACGGGCAUCCAACCAAUGCAAGACGAACUAGUCGACAAAAGCAAAUGAUAUCGCAAGCCAACGUUAAAUCCCGACCUCAUAGCAUUCCAUCCUCAAACCUUAAUCCUCAGCCCACAGCAGUCGAAGUAAAGAUCCCAGGGCAACCCGUCAAACGCCUAUCUCUUGGUGAAAUGGAGCACAGGAAGCAGCCUUCACGGACGUAUACUGAGGACAAGAUUCGUUCCGAGCGGAAACCUGCCCGGAAAAUCUCCUCGCAGCAUACUCCAUCAAGCGGCAUCUCUCGAAACCAACAUUCUCCACCGCCGUUGAAACAUCGACCACAAAAAAAUAGACGCGCGAAUGGCGACCUGAAUAAGUCUUACCGGCCCGACCAAAAUCAUCAUAGUUGUGUCUCCUGGGAUGGAUCUAGGGGACCAAGGAAAUCGAACCAUACUGAGUCUGAUAGCAACCGAGUAUCUAUCGACUAUAGUGUAGAACAGCCACAUCCUCUUAGUCAAACUUCUGAAACUCCCGCAUCUAAAAAUACUAAUAGCGAUAAUCAACUUAAUUCUCAACAAAUCCAGACUCUGUCACAUUUCUCUCCAGAAAUAGUGACGGAAUUAGAGGCCUUAAUGUUUGAAAACGAUGAAGACAAAGAGAAAUGGCGCGAGGAAAUGGCUGAUUUAAAGUCUUGCGGGUACUCUGAGCCUUGGGAUUGGCAGUAUGCUACACCCAGACAGCGCGAAGUGUUCCCGUUUGUCGCCCAGAGUGUAUUUUAUGUUCUCAGCAAUCCCCGUCAACUCCUUCAAUCGUUUCGAAAAGACCCUUCUCGCCUAGGAAAGGUAAAUGGUAGCGGGAAUACGGGUCUACUUGAUGUCGGAAUGUUAGAAAACUCGUUUCGGACACUAUAUCGCAUAUGUCCUUGGGAAACCACUCUGCAUAGUCUAUGGAUGUCUCUCGAGAAGCUUUUUGUUCCACCAAGAGAUUUUUCUUUCAGUAGGCCACAGAUGCUCCCUGUCCGGUGGUCCAGUUCAUCGGGCCCAAUUUCAAAACGUGGAUUCCCCUCCCCCGCCAGUAGUAAUUCUGAGGAUUAUAUUUCCGACGCAGAUGCAGCUUAUAUUUCGGUCAUUGCCUUUUUCGCUUUGGCCAGUUCUAUCCCCCCAACUGACCCGAAAACAUGGGAGGCUGUUCGUCAGGUCAGGGCUUCUGGCACCGUUCUACCGGACGCUGAGAUGAGGAAACAUUCUCCAUCUACCAGGCGGUCACUAGUGGCCAUCGCGGAAGUAUUUGAGCAUGACCUCGCCCUCCGACUGGUAAAUCGUUUGGCUCGAGUGGUCUCCGCGCGUUUGGCAUUCUACGAAAUCUCGAAGUCUCGAGCCUUCAGCUUACAGGACUGCGAGCGGCAAGAGAAACAAAACUUUGUAGAACUCAUCCUGCAGACUUUUGAAGAUUGCAGCAAGGGAAAUAACCAGAGAUCACAUACAAUCUCUUCUUCUUUGAUCAGUGACCGGCCUAUAAACGUUCACAUGGUAGCUGUGGAAUGGUUACGGAGCCUCCUUCUGAAGGAAUGGGACGGAAAACCCGAAAUGACGAAAUCAGGUGCUGCUGGCGGCUCUUUACAACUUCUUGCAUCGAUGUAUAAAGAGCGGUCUAGACUAGGUUUACAACCUGAAGAUUUCUCUACAUUUUUCCUCUCUGAGCGACUAGAUCCCACAGAAAUGCCCGUCGAAUGGCUCGGGAUCCUUCCAAAUAACAGAACGGUGCACCUCUUAUCCUACCCCUUCCUAUUUCCCCCGUCAGCCUUGGUUAUAUAUUUCCGAGCUAUCAACUAUGCUGCGAUGUCCAAGUCUUACGAAGCUGCGAUGACCACCUCGAGACAUGUUACUCAACCGGCAUUUUCCGGUAUUAUACCGAUCGAUGACGAUGUUAAUCUACUCUCCCUGCUCAAAACAUCUAUCUCGACCUAUCUGGUUCUAGUCGUGCGGCGAGAUAAUGUUCUUACCGACGCUCUUGACCAACUAUGGAGACGAGAAAGGCGUGAACUGAUGCGACCUCUUAAAGUUCAAAUGGGCAUGGACGAAGGCGAGGAGGGUAUCGAUCAUGGCGGUGUCCAGCAAGAGUUUUUCAGGGUAGCUCUUGGGGAAGCAUUGGACCCAUCAUACGGACUAUUUACAAUGGAUAUACGAACCCGUAUUUCCUGGUUCCAACCCCUUUCUAUGGAACCGCUAUACAAGUUCGAGUUGUUGGGUUUAUUGAUGUCUCUUGCUAUUUAUAACGGCCUCACACUUCCAGUUAAUUUCCCCAUUGCGUUGUAUAGGAAGCUGCUCGGUUUGAGGGUUAAGACUCUCGAUGAUAUCCGCGUUGGUUGGUCAGAGCUUGCGAAGGGUUUGGAAGAGCUGCUAUCAUGGGACGACUGCGAUGUUGGUGACAUCUUUAUGAGAACCUAUGAGUUCAGUUUUGAAGCGUUUGGAAACUUUGUGAAUGUCGAUAUGGAGAAGGUUGAUCGCAAUGAACCAUGGCCCGCCCCUGAGCGGUUGGCUUGGGAAAAGAGAAAGCCUGGUUCAUAUAACCGACGCUCAUCUUCGGGUAAAUCAGGCCCGCUUUCGCAACGUGAUAAUGACGUAUCGAUGUUACAUGACACUACUGAUGAAGGCCCUAGCUAUAGGCGUGACGGGGUUCUCUCAGGAAUACUCAAGGGGUCUUCUUCAAAAAUAAACAGAGCGGCACCACCCUCUCCACCACAAGAAGCAGCCUUGGUCACCAAUGAAAACCGAGAACGAUUUGUCAAAGACUAUAUUUUCUGGCUAACAGAUAAAUCUAUCCGUCCUCAAUAUGAAGCUUUCGCACGCGGCUUCUAUACCUGUUUGGACCGAACAGCCUUGUCUCUUUUUACCCCGGAGGCGUUGAAACUGGUUGUUGAAGGGAUUCAGGAGAUCAAUAUCAGGGAACUCGAGUACCAUACUCGAUACGAAGGUGGCUUCGAGCCCGACCACCGCGUCAUCCGCGACUUCUGGGAUAUUGUGUAUCGAUAUUCGUCGAUGAGGAAGCGACAGCUGCUAGAGUUUGUGACGGCCAGUGAUCGCGUGCCGGUCAACGGCAUUUCUAGUAUCAUGUUCGUUAUCCAGAAGAAUGGUACUGGAGAUAACCGUCUUCCAACUAGUCUGACGUGUUUUGGCAGACUCCUGCUGCCCGAGUAUUCAAGCCGAGACGUCCUGGAGGAGAAGUUGUCAAAGGCCCUUGAAAAUGCCAGAGGUUUUGGUGUCGCCUAG
Molecule: messenger RNA, 4098 nt
Organism: Paracoccidioides lutzii Pb01
Exons: 3
Coding region: 1-4098 (1365 amino acids)
Molecular function (GO): ubiquitin-protein transferase activity
Source: RefSeq, a predicted model, not a curated record